Molecule: messenger RNA, 2149 nt
Organism: Dimorphilus gyrociliatus
Lineage: Eukaryota; Metazoa; Annelida; Polychaeta; Dinophilidae
Source: the annotation of a GenBank genome assembly
GUAAACUUUUAGCAGACGACAGGACGUCUGAAGAUCGUGAUUGAAGAGGCAAGUCGCUAUAACUCUCACAAAUAUGAAGAAUAUGUUAACAAACUGAUAUAAAGAUUAAAUUUUAAUAUAUAUCAAUCAUUCCAUGAUGAAUUUAGGAACAGCCUCUUUGGCAAGAGCAGGAAUCAAUUAUCUAGCAUCUGGCUUUUGCGAAGAACAUGGAUUAUUAUGGACUGAUGGACGAAAUGUAAACAUAUGUGGUAUUAAAGCUAUUAAAAGAUGUUUAGAAAGAUUUCUCACCAAAACCUUGAUGCAACUUGACCAAGUCGACGCUGUUCUAUGGGGCUACAGAAUAGAUGCAAACAACAGAAUUAUUACAGUUCAAUGUCCGAAUGUUGUAAAAUUGUUUAUAAUUACAAAGAGUAUUCGAAUUUCGGGAGAGGGGAAAAAAUUGGAUUACUAUGUUAACAACUGUCGAGAUAUUAAUUCUAAAUCUUUAUUAAAUGGAAUUCUUUGGCAUCCUUUUUUGGAUAUUGUUUGCAUAAUUUCAAAGUUUUAUAGUACGAUAUAUUUGAAUAACGUAGGCCAAGAUAAACCUGCUAGUUUAGCAUUAGAUCCAAAAUUUUCAAGUGAAAAUGCAGCUCCAAUGCAAUGCGGAUGUUGGUCAAUUAAAGGAAACUAUUUCAUCAUUGGAAGUAGUAGUAACAUAGUAAUUUAUCAUUGGAAAAAUAUAAAGGAAAAAAUAACGGAAUACGUUGUUCGAACUUUUUGUUUGGAUAUCAUUGAAACGUUAAUUAUUGCCUUAAAGUGCCAAGACGAAAGAUACUUAAUAUGUACUAGUAGAUAUCAAUUAAAAACUAAAGCCAACGACCGGCAGUGCUUAUUGAAAUUGGAAGAUAAGGAAGACGAAACACAGGAAGAUCAUAUUGAUCCGAGUAUUAUUAGAUUCAAGAGAAAAGACGACUCUAUUGCAGAAAAACUCAAAAGUUUAUGCAUAACCGAAUGCAAUACUGAAAAAUAUUCCCAAGUAAUUUUAGUCGAUUUUAUAGAAGAAACUAUUUUGAGUACGUUUAAUUUAACUGACAUUUUAACACCGGAUAUUUUGGAGUGUACAAAUAUGGGUUGUAUUCUUGUAUCUGGACAUGCUUCUUCGAAAGUAUACCAAUUUCGGAUAAACAAAGACGCCGAUAAAAUAUUUCAAAACUCUUGUCUCAGCCUAAAUACAAAUGAAAGGGCGAAAGGAAUAUGUAAACUAUCCGAUGAAAAUAAUCAAUUUCUUUUACUGAAUGCCAUUUGUGAAGAAGAACAGCCAUCAUUUCAAUUUAGUAUUUUGGGAAAGUACUCGAUUAGAGUUGAACUACUCGUAUAUCAAGAGCGAUUAGAAAAUGACGAUAAUCGAACUAACUCUCCAGUCUCUAUCUCUCAAAACUCUGCAAGUCCGUCUCAACCUCCAUAUACAAUUUUUAUUCCAAAUAAUUUUUAUUCAACUCCAUUUGAAUAUCAAAAUUAUGCUACAUUGCCAAUGGAUGUAAAUCAACAUUUUCCUACAUUAUCUGUAGGAAACUCCCCUUCUGCUUCUAUUCCUUGCUUUGAAAUGCAAAAUAUGAUGAGCAGCGGUCAAAUUUUUUUCAAUGAGAGUAGUAAAAGUUACGAAAUGCUCCCAGGAACUUUAAUGAGUAAUUUAAAUCCUUACAACAAUAUACAAGCCCAGAAAAUGAACAAUCUCACUCUUCCAGUUUCUCGAAUGGAAGAAGCAGCCACUAAUUCAUUUUCAGGAAUACAAGAUAUAACAAACGAUUGGAAAGAGAAUAUUAGACCAAAAGAGGAAUCUCACUCCACAUCAAAUGCAUCUCCAAAUGAAUUCCUUGAUAAUAAUUCCAGACCAUACCAAUCAUUUGAUUCAAUGUCAUAUCCAAGUUUGUCAACGCCUCCCAUUGUUUAUAUUACACUUCAUUCCGAUACGCAGACUAUUACUAAGAACUUCCUAUUAGACGGCGAUAAAUUAAAAUAUGCCGCAGUUUUGGACGUUUUUAAUUUAGCUAAUGUAGAAAUUAUGAUUGGAACAGAAUUUUGUUAUGUAUCGCCAAAUGUAGAUGGAUAUAUACCCCUUUCUUUUGAAAGUGGAUGUCAAAUUCACAUUACUGGCAGACGUAAAAUAUAA